Molecule: messenger RNA, 1776 nt
Organism: Talaromyces marneffei
Lineage: Eukaryota; Fungi; Ascomycota; Eurotiomycetes; Eurotiales; Trichocomaceae
Exons: 3
Coding region: 1-1776 (591 amino acids)
Source: RefSeq, a predicted model, not a curated record
AUGGCUGCUACAUUGAUAAGGCAUGAGGAUGGAUUGCUGAUUCGAUCACUCGCAUUAGGUGGUACAUAUUCUGCCACUCCAGAUACGCCGUCCCCAAUCUAUCCUGAUCGACUCAUUCGACCUCUACCAAAGCGCCCAUUACGCUCUCGUCUUUCUCCGGAGGCUGCCGAGUCAAUUCUCUUCCCCCCCGCUCCGCCGGUGUCACAGUUGUUUUAUGGCUCCUACUCCGAUCACCAUGAGAGGCAAGAUAGCAAAUAUUUGAUGCGGCAACACUCUGUUGAUCCAUACAGCCAUGAUCAUAGUCCCGACAGAGAUCAUCGCCAUCCGUACGAGAAUGGCGUCUCAGAAGUCGAAAGUGGAGAUGAAAGCGGUUCGGUUGUUGUCCGUCGUAGUGGCGGGUUUCGGGGGUCAUCGUUACCUCCUUCCACCCCAUACACAAAUGGCCAAGCACAUGACACGCUGCAAACUAAAUCUUCACCAGUCGGGCUGGAUGGCUAUGAUGCUUUUGAAAACACAAACAACAAAAAGAAACGCAAAAUUCCGACUUCAGGGACCCUGAGUAACCAUCACUCUAAUCUGACUACGGAUCUUGCGAACAUAGGAUUAUCUGGGUCAACUCCUGGUUCCCCUGGUGGAAUUGGCGAUAGCGGAACUGGCACAUAUUACGGCUCUGGUAGUCCUGCCACGUCAAAUGCAGGAAGUGGGAUUUCGGGUCCAGGACGUGGUCGUUACGGUCGUCACGCACCUCGUGUUUCUAGUGGCCGUAAUUCGCUUCCAGUGCAUCCUCAAGGCGCCUGGUUCGGUGCACGACCUGGCGGUAGCCGUCGGGAUUCGACACCGUCGUCACACAUCGGAACAGGUGAAAUCGGAUCCAAAUCAGAUCAAGGUAUAAUCUCAACAGCAAUCGCAAACGCGGCGGCGCUUUCUCCGUCUCCAAGAGGGCCAAACAAUGUUAGUCUUCUUGAUCAGCAAGCGAGCAGGUCGUCCCCUACAAAGACACAGUUCACAUUCACAUGCGAAUCGGAUAGCUCGAAGAGCAUUGCUAUGCAUUCUACAAAUCCAUACCCAAUGUCUCAUCCACGGAUGCCGAAUUCGUCUCUCCACGGACAUGCACCCAAUCCGCGUGAUUUCGCUACACAAGGAACACAAACAAGUCCAAACAUGGGUGCAAUGGGUGGACAACAACUACCGCCUCCCCCUGCUGCGGGAACACCAGCAGCUAACCCCGGUCAGAGACCCAAACGGUCUCGCGAUAGUAUAUAUGCAUUGGCUGCUCGUCGUCGGAGAAUACAACAGCACUACACUAAUAUUCAUAAUCCGCCUAGUCCGGAAGAGUUUUGGAUGUGCGAAUUCUGCGAGUACGAAGCUAUUUUCGGAGAACCUCCUAGAGCAUUGAUUCGACAAUAUGAAAUCAAGGACCGAAAAGAACGACGUCGGUUAGCUGAGAAGCGACGAUUGUUGGAAAAGGCAAAGACGAAAGGCCGAAAAGGCAAGAAGGCCACGAAGAACGCAGCUAAACAGGCUGGCACUCAGCAGCCUGCACACCACAACCACGCUCCUGAGCACGCGUCGAUUGACCCGCCUCACCCGGAUGAUUAUCUCGAAGAGUAUGAGGACGAUGCGCCUCCGAUGCCCACAUCAGCUCCUCCUCCACCUCAGUCCACGGCUAAUCGCGGCCCUAUUGGCACACCGAAUGCAGGCCAUUCUCCUCCUAUUGAAGGGCCAGCGCAGAUUAAGGGGGGAAUAGGGGACGGUGGAACGAAUCGUCCAGCCUAG